UUGAUUGUAUAAUCAAAAUACAAAUCUUGAUAUGUCAGCCUAAUGAUCUAAUAUAAUGGACCGAGAUGGUGCAGGAUUAAUUUCAGAGGUUACUACUGAACAUGUGUGUUUGUGUGUGUCAGUCUAGUGUAUUUUCAACUUGUGGAACCAAGGAUAUGGUUGGAGAAUUUGAUGAGAUGAUGGAUAAUCAAGUAUUUAGUUAUUUCCUAGAUGUGUAUGAAAUGUGAAAACUGUCACAUGAAGGACCUUCCACUGGUUAACAAUCUCCAAAAGAGAAAGAUUGUCAAUUAAUUCACCAUUUUACGCAUUGUUCAGUUAGCAUUUGUUACAUAUUACACUUUACUUCUUAUUGAUCAGCUGACAAGAAGAUUUUUGCAUUUGCACUGUUUAAACAAAUAUUAAUAAUGCUUUCUGCUCUGUUGAUUUUUCUGCCUAUCCGAGGCUUCAAUUUUUGCCACAUUUAUGCAUCUGUACUGGACAGUCUUGCUAAUUAAUUACAACCCAGUGCAUGGAAUUUGUAUUCAUGUGGUGAAGUCCAUUUUGCUUGCUUAUAAGUGGAUGGCUGCUGUUUUAGGGGCAAAAGAUGCAGUGGAAUGGAUUUAUAGAGGAGAAGGAGCUGCGAACUUGGUUCUUGCUUACUGUGGAAGUGCUCCAAAAUUUGUUGGAAAGGUCUUAAGGAUACAAAAAGUUCCAAAUAAUGGAUCUGAAUGUGAGAAUGGUCAUUCAGCUCUAACCAAGCUCGAGUGUGUCCUAUGGGGAAAAUUUGAAGGCAUUGUUUCAGCUCCUACAAGGGAAACUGCAGAGCAACUGUAUGUGCAGAAAGUAAUGUGCCCAUUGUUGGGUUCGGAACAUGUUGAUGCUGGAAUUCAUGUUCUCGUAUCAAGAGAGUUUCUGGAGGCAGUUGAAAAGAAAGUUCUUGGUCAGCGUCCUUCUUGGCGAGUUGAUGCUGCCAAAGUCAAUCCCUUGUGUGAUUCAGUUCUUCUCAUUGCUGAUCAUUCAAAAUUUCCUCAUGUUUCAGGAAUUUUCAAAGAGGAUUUUUGUGUAUCUGUUGAAAUAAAGCCGAAAGGUGGAUUUCUUCCUGUUUCAGAAUUUAUAGCUGAAGAAAAUGCGGUGAAAAAGAAAAUCAUUCGCUUUAAAAUGCACCAACUGCUGAAAUUGCACCAAGGAAAGAUACGAAAAAUAAGUAAAUAUGAUCCUCUGGAUAUGUUUUCUGGAUCCAAGGACAGAGUACAAAAAGCAAUUAAGUCUCUCUUUCUUACACCUCAGAAUAAUUUCCGCGUUUUCUUAAAUGGUUCACUUGCUUUUGGAGGAAUGGAUGGUUCUGCUGACAGUGCAAGUUAUACUCUUGACCAAGCAUUCCUGGACGGACUUAAACAUAUCAUUGUGGCAAAAGAUGGGAUGCAUAUAAAAUAUUUUCUGGAGCUCAUUGCUGAAACUAUAUUCAAGUCUGGUUUAUUGGAUCGGCUUCUUGAAGUACAGAAACUUGAUGCUAUUGAUAUAGAAGGUGCUAUUCAUGCCUACUAUGAUAUUGUGUCCCAGCCUUGUAUGGUCUGUCGGGAGAAGGAUGGAAACAAAUUGUCAGGAAGAUAUUCAUCACUUCAUUCAAUGCCAAGAGAUGAAAAAUUAAAAAUUGUGAGGGAUUACUUGAUAUCUUCCACUGCAAAGGACCUAAGUUUGAUGAUUAGUUUUAGGUCCAGAGGAAAUAAUCUGGAGUCUCCCUAUAAGGUUGUCUUUCUUGAAUCAACCAAACAAACUUUUGAUUACAAGGCAUCUUUCAUUGACCUGGACAUGAAACCACUGAAGAAAAUGGAGUAUUACUAUAAGUUGGAUCAGCAGAUAGUCAGCUUCUAUGUCAAGAUGGUAAAAGAUAAAGAAGCAAUUGAUAAUGGAUAUCAACAAAGGCAAAGAAGGAAAAGUUGUGGCGUCGUCUGAUUUUUUCUUAUCAGCUGGAUCUGUGCUUCCAGAGAACAUUCUACAUUGUGACAAUGUCAGUCAGGAUAUUGUCCUGGAUCUGUCGACACAUGGCUCCAAUAAAAUCACUUUCCACAUGUUUGAAUAUACCAUUUUCCUUUGUAAAUCUGAGCUCUCCAGAUAUUGCCAAAGCUUUGAGACGUCGUCAUUUGGAACCAACAUUUGCUGCAACUUCACCAUCAUGGUUUCUUGUUAAAAUUUGGAAAACUCCUCUGGGCAUUGUUUGCAUACUUGGGUUGUUUACCAUAGCCUUGGUAUGCGGCUCAUGAAAUUGACUGAGGAAUCACCAUUUCAUUAAGACAGUUACCUCUAGGCUGCACAUCUUUGCCGUGGAUUACCCUAUCCAAGUCACAUCGUGUCCAUAGUGCUCUGCAAUCCAGAACUGCAUUUUGGCUUAUGUUUAGCUUUCAGACAAGGAUGUUACAUCAAAUGCAUAAAGAGUUUUAUUCUUUAAUUGUCUUCUGUAGCUAGGUAGUUUUAAUUUUGUUUUAUUUGUUGCCUUAUUGCUUGCAGCAUGUAUAUGAUAAUUCAUCUUCUUCUCUGUAUUUUGUUGGACUCUACAUUAGUAUUCUCUUCAUAUACUCUGUUGAACUCGUCAUUUACGUGAACUAAUGUCUGCAGUGUCCUCUUUCAUUUCUUAUAUGAGAGUAGACGAGAAUAUCUCGGAACCAAAGUGAUAGGUUCUCUAAAGAUUUAGCAACCUACUGCAUAGUUAGCUAAUUAAGUAUUUACUUUGCCAUGCUU
This is a messenger RNA of Sesamum indicum (sesame), 2715 nucleotides long. Its product is annotated as inositol-pentakisphosphate 2-kinase. Gene Ontology annotation, biological process: inositol phosphate biosynthetic process. Gene Ontology annotation, cellular component: nucleus. Gene Ontology annotation, molecular function: ATP binding; inositol-1,3,4,5,6-pentakisphosphate 2-kinase activity. The record is from RefSeq and is a predicted model, not a curated record. NCBI's taxonomy places the organism in Eukaryota, Viridiplantae, Streptophyta, Magnoliopsida, Lamiales, Pedaliaceae.